Messenger RNA from Prorocentrum cordatum, 4350 nucleotides. The record is from the annotation of a GenBank genome assembly. NCBI's taxonomy places the organism in Eukaryota, Dinophyceae, Prorocentrales, Prorocentraceae.
AUGGGGGGUGGCCCAGCUGGGGGGAGCCUCGGGGUGGCCGCCUGCGCGAAGGAGCAGCUGCUGCCGCGGCUGCGCCAGGUGCUCGGCGCAAAGCCGGCGGGCGCAGCGUCCGCCACGGCGGAGGCGUGGCUCGUGGAGCGGGCGCUGUGCGGCGGCCGCUGGGUCUGCCUGGCCCCGGGCCCCGGGCGUGCGGCGCUCGCGGUGCCCCGCAUGGCUACGUUCCCUGCCCGCGAGGACUCCGCCUUCGUCGCCUUCUCCGCGCGGUGGCCCUCCUACGCCCUGAUGGCCGGCGACGCGCAGCCCCUCUUCGACGACCGCGCGUCCCUGGACGGCUUCCGGGACGCCAGGCGCCUGGCCCUCGAGCUGGAGGGCACGCACUCCCAGGGAGGGGGACGGCCCGUGGGCGACCAGCUCGCUGCGCUGGCCGAGCGCGCGGAGGAGCGGCUGCGCGCCCUGCUGUCCGACCCCCCCGCGACCGCGCUGGAGUCGGCGAAGGGGCGCUGCCCGUUCCGGCGGCGGUUCACGGCGGCCUGGUGCUGGGCCGAGGUCCUGCACGGCGCCGUGAUGGGCGCCCCUGCCACGCCCGCCGGCGACGACAGCGCGCGAGGCGCGAAGAUACGGCGCCUGCGGCUGCUGCUCGGCACGCGGCUGUGCGUGGCGCGGCGGGGCAAGUGGUACAACGAGCUGGCGAAGGAGCUGGCGCGCGCGCAGGGCCCGCUGCCCGCGCUGCGCGAGGCCGCGGCGGGCCUGGCCGAGGGCGCGGAGCCGCCGCUGACCGCGCGCGUGGCGCUGGACCUCACGGCGGAGUCGCAGGGCUCGGCGCCCUCGGAGGACGAGGCUGGCGCGCCCCUGCCCGAGCUCCCCGCCGACCUGCGCCUGGAGUUGGCCGGCCGGGCCCGCACGCUGGCGCGCGCGGCGGCCGCGGCGGCCGCCCGCGGCGGCAGGGGCCCGCGAGCGUGGGAGCGGCAGCUUCGGGAGACGCCGGCGGCGCAGGCCAUGGGCUGGGGCGACGAUGGUAGAUGGCUGCCGGCGCUGGUGUCGCGCCUGCUGGCGGCUGGCAGCGCCAAGGCGCCCGUGCUGGAGGUCCGCGCCUCCGACCACGGGCUGCCCGGCUGCAGCGAGGGCGGCCGGAGGACCUACGAUUCCUUCGACCUCGCGGAGCUGAACGUCGAGGAGCUGGCGCUGCGGCACUACCUCGGCCCGUGCGGCUUCGCCUACGGCAUCCACUGCGAGGGUGCGCUGCUGAGGGACCUCUUCGGCCUGCUCCUCUACCACGAGCUGUUCGACACGUCGGUGCGCGGCGUCUUCCUGUCCGCCUUCCAGGACGCGCCCCUGGACCUCGGCACGGAGGUCUUCUACCCCUCGCGCCGGGUGCCGCUGGAGCGGCGCCUGUCGCAGUUGGCCGCCAUGUCGCCCUCGGCAAUCUGCGCGGAGGUCCGGGAGCGCUUCGCGGCCCUGCACGGCACGCGCAUCCGCGGCGUGCGCUGGGACCGCUACGCGGGCCCCAGCGGCGCCUUCCGGCCGGACGAGGCCGGAGCGGACGCGUGCGCCGCGGGGGCCGACCUGGGCGCCGCGGCGGGCGCGGUGGGCGGCCGCGCGCUGGCGGCGGCGCUGCGGCUGCUGUGCGCGGACUACUGCUCCGCGGGCCUGCCGGACCUGCUCGUGUGGUCGUGGCCCGGCGCCGGGGGGGCCGCCGCGGCGCCGCGCGCGCGCUUCGUGGAGGUGAAGAGCGAGCGGGACGCGCUGUCGCGCAGGCAGCGGGGCCGGGCCUCCAACGUCGGCUGUCGGAGGCUGUCUCGCCUCGGGGGGCUCGCCAGCAUCUCUCGAGAGAACCCAGGGGGGCUCGAGAUAGAGAAGGGCAUCUCCGCCGCCACCGCCGCCUCGCACGCCACGAUCGGCAUGCCGCACGGCACGCCCGGACCCCCGACGCCAUGCCGCGUGUACGGCGCGAGCCCCAGAGGCCCGCACGAGUGGGAGCACACCUGCCGCCGCGGUGUGCUCGCCGCCGCGAGGGGGGGGGGUCCUGGGAAGGUCGCCCGGAGCCCGGAGCCGCCCUCGCCGAGAACGCAGCCCUCGGCCGGGAUGUUCAACGUGGAGGCCAUGGCCCAGUACCUGGCCGCCGCCGGCGGCGGAGUCGCGCAGGGCGGCUUCGCAGUCCCGCAGGCCGGCUUCGCGGGCGCGCCGGGCGCCUGCGGCUUCGCGGGCGCGCCAGGCGCCUGCGGCUUCGCGGGCGCGCUGCCGGGCGCCUGCGGCUUCGCGGGCGCGGCGGGCGGCUGCGGCAUCGCGGGCGCGCAGGGCGGCUUCGCGGGCGCGCAGGGCGGCUUCGUGGGCGCGCAGGGCGGCUGCGGCUUCGCGGGCGCGCAGGGCGGCUUCGCGGGCGCAGCACAGGCGGGCGGUCUCGCGCUCGCGACGCAGCCAGGCGGCCUCGCGUGCGCGGGCGCGGCGCAGCCAGAGGCGGGCAGCCCGCAGGAGAUGGAGGCGCUGGUCGGAGGGAUCAACGCGUUCAUCCAGCGCUACCCGAUCGACCAGCGGUGCUACGAGUACCUGACGACCUCCUCCAGCGCGGAGUUCCGGGCGCCCCGCGAGGGCGAGGCGGACUACUCGCCCCUGGUCACGUCGUGGGUCAAGCGCAUGCGGGGGCAGAGCGGCGAGGGCCCCGGCGGCGGCGCGGGGCCCGCGGACGCCGCGGCGGGGGGGGAGGUGACGCAGGAGGUGGUGGACGAGUUCUUCCUGAAGUACCCGUGCGACCAGCGGGCCACGGAGUACUUCAACAUGUCCCCCAGGGAGGUGCAGAGCGCCGUGGUGCAGCAGUUCCGGCCGAGGUCGGAGGGGGACUCGGACUACUCCGCCGCGAUCACGUCGUUCAUCCGGUACAAGAGCUCGAAGGGCGCGGGGAAGGGCGCCGCCUUUGGCGGGAUGGGGGGCAUGCCGGUGCCGGUGGUCCCCGGGGUCCCCGGGGCCUUCCAGAGGCCGCCGGGGAUGGCGAACCCGAAUUCGGGUUGGGCCACGGCGGACAUAGACCCCAACGCUCCGCCCGUCGACUUGGAGAGCUUCCGCGCCCAGUACCCCAUGGACGAUCGUGCCUGGGACUUCCUGUCGAGCGUGGACCAGAGGAUCCAGAAACGGGUCGUGGAGACCUUCAAGGUGCUCAGGGAGGGCGAGGCCGACUACUCCGCAAAGAUCACGGCCUACGUCAAGACCACGAAGCAGAUGUGGCACGAGGCGGUGGCCGAAACGGCCCUGACGCAGGAGCAGGUCGACACUUUCUUCACCAGGUACCCGUGCGACCAGAAGGCCACGGAGUACUUCAACCAGAUCUCAAGGGAGCUGCAGGCGGUGAUCGUCCGCGAGUUCAGGCCGAGGUCGGAAGGAGAUUCGGACUACUCCGCGGCGAUCACGUCGUUCAUCAAGUACAAGUCCAACGCCCCAUGGGCCGCCGGAGGCAAGGGUGGCGGCUGCGGGGGUGGAAAGGGCGGCUGCAUGGGCGGCGGCGCGAUGCAGGUGCAGCAGUUCGCCGGGGCCGGCAUGCAGGCUGGCGGCGCUCUGACGCAGCAGGAGGUGGACAGCUUCUUCACCAGGUACCCCUGCGACCAGAGGGCCUGCGAGUAUUUCAGCCAGUGCUCGGUGGACGUGCAGACGUCGGUCGUGCGGCAGUUCCGGCCGAGGUCCGAGGGAGACUCCGACUACUCUGCGGCCGUCACGGCGUUCGUCAAGCGGUGCAGCGGCGGCGGCAUGGGCGGCAUUCGGCAGCAAAUCAUGGGAGCCUCAUGUACCGUGGUAACUCCGUCUUUAGAUGGCGUUCGCGUUGGCGAGCGUCGGGCCGUCGAUGAGAUAUCGCCGAUUUGGAGUCGAUUCACAUCGACUUGGCGUCGAUUAGGGUCCGAUUUAGCGCCAUUGAGCGUCGAUUAGGCUUCGCAAGAGCCAACAAGAUGGUAUGGGAGGCUCCCACGAGUUGCCACAGAAGGUGGCAUGAUGGCGGCGCAGCAGUCGCAGCAGUGGCAGCCGCAGCAGCAGCAGCAGCAGUGGCAGCCGCAGUACAUGCAGCAGCAGAGUUGGCAGGGUGGGCCGGCGGCCAAGCGCAUGCGGAUGGGCAUGUGACGCUGCAGCGCGCCCGCCGCUCGCCGGUUUGGCCAGACUCGCGCGCGCGCGCGCCCGCGCGCGUGCGCGAGACCCUGAGAUAUCCGACGUCUUGACAGUUUCAAUGCGGAGUCACUUCACGCAAACAACGCAAAUCUCCGUUUUGUUUUUUGUUUCGUUCCAAGGCGUUGGAUGUCUGGCGAGAGCGGCUCCCUUCGCCCGCUUGCGCUGCGCCGUGCUGGCGCCCCGGUGGCCGUGCCGGCAGCAAGUGCC